Sorghum bicolor (sorghum) is the source of this 822-nucleotide messenger RNA. Its product is annotated as 14 kDa proline-rich protein DC2.15. NCBI's taxonomy places the organism in Eukaryota, Viridiplantae, Streptophyta, Magnoliopsida, Poales, Poaceae. The transcript has a single exon. The coding region runs from base 155 to 529 and encodes 124 amino acids. The record is from RefSeq and is a predicted model, not a curated record.
GCUCGAGCACCACAUGGCGUCGCUCCAUCUCGCAUCUAUAAAUACCAUUGGCCAUGCACACCCGCACUCCCACACAGCAAUACAGCACACUAGCAGCAGCAGCAGCAGCUCGAGCUAGCUUAGCUACUACGUGUGUGCAAUCAGCUCGAUCGCCAUGGCUGCAAGAGCGGCGCUCAUCCUGGCUGUCAGCCUGGUCCUUGCUGCAGUGGCGAGCGCGACCUACUGCCCGCCGCCACCGGCCCCAAAGCCGCCGACGCCCACGCCCAGCGGGCACCACUGCCCCAGGGACUCUCUGAAGCUGGGCGUGUGCGCCAACGUGCUGGGCCUGGUGAAGGCCAAGAUCGGCUCGCCGCCGUACCAGCCGUGCUGCUCGCUGCUGGAUGGGCUCGUCGACCUGGAGGCCGCCGUCUGCCUCUGCACCGCUAUCAAGGCCAACAUCCUCGGCAUCAACCUGAACCUCCCCAUCGACCUCAGCCUCAUCCUCAACAACUGUGGCAAGAACUGCCCCAACGAUUUCCACUGCGCAUAGAUGAUCAAUUGAUCGUCAUCCAUCGCUGGCCGCAGUUCAUCAAUCAUCAUUCCGUGGCAUGAUAUGAUACGAUGCUUUGCUUAAUUUGUGGUUGAGAUCUUCCUGUCAGUUCCAGCUUAAUUAUUUAUUUUGAUUAUUUGUCUCUUUAUACGUGUGCAUGUAUAUGCCUUGCCUGGGGUGAUCAGUUAAUUACUGAUCGCUGUUACAAUGUAUUCUUGAUUUGUUCUCAUGAGUCAUGAUCUGUUUGUAAUGGUUCGGUCAAUAAAUGAAGAAGUAGUUUCUUUUUGAUAAAA